Molecule: messenger RNA, 198 nt
Organism: Ostertagia ostertagi
Lineage: Eukaryota; Metazoa; Nematoda; Chromadorea; Rhabditida; Trichostrongylidae
Source: the annotation of a GenBank genome assembly
AUGCCUCGAUUCGUUCCACGACCGAAGCUGUUCUACCGACCAAAUCCCCGACUCUUUUAUCGACCCAAGCCGUGUUACCGGUCGAGGCCCCGAGUCGUUGUUUAUCGACCUAAGCCGAUCUACCGACCAAUUCCCCGAUUCGUUUAUCGACCAAAGCCCAUCUACCGCUCAACUCCUCGAUUCGUCUACCGACCAAAG